Phytophthora infestans T30-4 is the source of this 1476-nucleotide messenger RNA. RefSeq lists its product as uncharacterized. Lineage: Eukaryota; Oomycota; Peronosporomycetes; Peronosporales; Peronosporaceae. Gene Ontology annotation, biological process: protein O-linked glycosylation. The transcript is spliced from 3 exons. Gene Ontology annotation, molecular function: alpha-1,3-mannosyltransferase activity. The coding region runs from base 1 to 1476 and encodes 491 amino acids. The record is from RefSeq and is a predicted model, not a curated record. Gene Ontology annotation, cellular component: Golgi apparatus.
AUGCCGGCAUUUGGGUGGGGAACUCGGAUUCGCGAUAGUCGCUUCCUUAGCAAUGUGUACAUCCGAGGACUAGGAGCGUUCAUGCUCUUCUGCAGUGUGUGUUCACUAUCACAACAAUAUGCGUUCGUGAGUGAAAGGGGUCUCGCUUCAACCUCAUCUGGUUACCCUACCGAGAAGCCUACAGAAAAGCUUACAAAGAAGCCUACCGAGAAGCCCACCGAAAAUCCUACCGAGAAGCCAACUGCGAAACCUUCGGAGAAGCCGAAGCGUAUUGCAGAGCCUCGCCAAGCCAUCAAGAAGGGAUCGAAGGGCAUCCUCUUGUGCUUGCACGACGGUAUUUUGGAGCUAGGUAUUUCUCUGAUUCGUGAGCUGCGUUGUCUCGGCAACAAGGAGUCGAUUGAGGUGCAUCACUGUCACGAUCUCACGAAACCUUCCGUCGAUCUUCUCUUUGGUCUGGAUGACAACAUCCAGGUCAUCGAUCUGUGUGAACGGUAUGUCAUUAAGAAGGUUCUCUCGGACACAAUGGCCAGGAGUUUUCAAAGCUACUGGAUCAAGCCAUUGGCCAUGCACUUCACCAGCUUCGAAGAGCUCAUUUUCCUCGACGCUGAUGCGAUUUUGCUGAAAGAUCCUGCGGUGCUGCGUCAUAACGAAGGAUACAAAAAAAAUGGCACGCUGUUCUUCUACGACCGCGUGAUCAACAAUAACCAGUAUCUGAACAAGAAGACGGAUAAAGGUUCGAUCUACCUGCACCAGUGGCUCAAGAGCUUCGACUACAAGCGCUUCGGGCUCACAUUCACUGACCCGUCACCAGCGCUCAAGAAAUCAUUCGCAUACCGUGGCAAAACAGCUCACGAACAGGACUCGUCCAUGUUGUUGAUCAACAAACGACACGCUGAGAAAGCUAUGAGCGUACUGUGGUUUCUUAUCACCGAGCACCGCUUUAUCUACGAGUUCUCAUGGGGUGACAAAGAGGCCUUCUGGCUAUCGUACGAGUUCUCGCACACUCCGUACUUCUUCUCGCCGUGGGGCGCCAGUGUUGUAUCGGCUACAUCAAACAAGGAUAUGGAGCGCCACCCGGACACGCUGUGUGGUAGUUUAGCCCAUUUUGAGCCGACAUUGAACGCCAGCGCUCCAGCCGAGCUGCUGUACGUGAACGGCCGGUCUCUCGUGGAUCCUGUGCCGUUCCGGCUCCACAAACUGAAGUUGUUGCAACCGAACCUCGUGUUUAACAUGAUGCCGACCCACGUAACUCCACGCCAAGUGCGACGUGAGCCUUCCGGUAAAGGCGAGUGGCCUGAGUGCAUGACAGGAAUGGGAUCAACGCCAGUGCCACCGCAACUGUUGCCGAAUCUGUGGAGACGACGCCAGCACUUCCAGGCCAUCUCAAUGGGCUUCAUUGAACCUUUGCUGGAGUGCAGCAAUCCGGGUGACCGUCUUCCAGAGGUCCCAGAGCCGUUGAAGAAGGCGAAGAAGUAG